AUGAGCGCCCAACGACGGCUCGACGCCCUCUCCGGCCAACUCUCCUCCACAUCCACCACCACCCACUCCCCAGGCGUCCAGAAGAUUCUGGAGAAGAACCCCGACGACAUUGUCAUCACAUGUGCCACGCGCACGCCUCUCACCAAGGCCAGAAAGGGCGGGCUCAAGGACACCGCGACCGAUGAACUUUUGAUCCACGUCCUCAAGGCCAUCAAGGACAAGUCCGGCAUCAACCCGGACGUCGUCGAGGAUGUCUGUGUGGGGAACGUCCUGCAACCAGCCCCAGGCUUCAUCGCACGGAGCGCCGUUCUCGCCGCAGGUUUUCCCGUCGCCACGGCCGCUCACGUCGUGUCGAGGUUCUGCUCGUCGGGCCUGUUGAGCAUCCAGACCCUCGCCAGCUCCAUCGCCAUUGGCGCGAUUGACGUGGGCAUCGCCGUCGGGCUGGAGAGCAUGUCGACCAACAGAGACGCCCCACCCUCGAUGAGCGAGGCCAUCAUGUCCCACCCGGUGGCCCGGGACAAUGUGGAACCCAUGGGCUGGACGUCAGAGAACGUAGCGCGCGACUUCCACAUCACGCGCGAGGAGCAGGACAGGUUCGCCGAGAUGUCGCACAACCGCGCCGAACGAGCCCAGAGACAAGGCUGGACCAACGACGAGAUCAGCCCGGUCACGACCCGGUGGAUUGACCCCAAGACCAAGGAGACCAAGACCGUCACGGUGGACAAGGACGACGGCAUCAGACCGGGCACCACGUACGAAGGGCUGGCCAAGAUCCGCUCCGCCUUCCCGCAAUGGGGCCCGACCACCACGGGCGGCAACGCCUCGCAGGUCACCGACGGCGCGGCCGCCGUGCUGAUGAUGAAGCGCUCGACGGCCCAGAAACUGGGCCAGCCCAUCAUCGGCAAGUACGUCAAGAGCACCGUGGUCGGGCUGGAGCCGCGCAUCAUGGGCAUCGGGCCUAGUUUUGCGAUUCCCAAGGUUUUGGAGAAGACGGGCCUGACAAAGGAGGAUGUGGAUCUGUUUGAGAUUAACGAGGCGUUUGCGUCGAUGUAUGUCUACUGCGUCAACAAACUCGGUCUGGAUAUCGAAAAGGUCAAUGUCCGAGGCGGUGCCAUCGCCAUCGGCCACCCCCUCGGCGCCACGGGCACCCGUCAAGUCGUGACGCUCCUCUCGGAGCUGAGACGGCGCAAUCAAAAGGUCGGGGUGACGAGCAUGUGCGUCGGCACGGGCAUGGGCAUGGCGGGCGUGUUUGUCUCGGAAGCAUAA
Fonsecaea nubica is the source of this 1266-nucleotide messenger RNA. RefSeq lists its product as hypothetical. The record is from RefSeq and is a predicted model, not a curated record. Gene Ontology annotation, molecular function: acetyl-CoA C-acyltransferase activity. The transcript is spliced from 3 exons. Gene Ontology annotation, biological process: fatty acid beta-oxidation; phenylacetate catabolic process. Lineage: Eukaryota; Fungi; Ascomycota; Eurotiomycetes; Chaetothyriales; Herpotrichiellaceae. The coding region runs from base 1 to 1266 and encodes 421 amino acids. Gene Ontology annotation, cellular component: peroxisome.